Molecule: messenger RNA, 3753 nt
Organism: Auanema sp. JU1783
Lineage: Eukaryota; Metazoa; Nematoda; Chromadorea; Rhabditida; Rhabditidae
Source: the annotation of a GenBank genome assembly
AUGGUUAUACGACCUCCGAUCGAAAGUUGGACUCGUCCCGAGUUAGAAGACAGAUUCCAUACUAUGUCUGAUAACCAUCGAGAAUUGCAGAAAACUAAUAAAGAGUUGGAAAAGAAAAUUACUCAAUUGACUAGUAGAUUUAGAAAAUCUAUUCUCGAGAGGAAAACUAGAAAUGAUCAAGUUGUUGACAAAGAUAAGUAUGACGAGCUUGUACGCGACAAUGAAUUGUUACUUAUGAAAUUGAAAACUACGAAACAUCAACUACUAACCUAUACUGCUCCGAACGCUCGUUCCACUACUUAUUCGGCUUUAACUGGACGUUCGAAUGUACCCGUAACAGGAAUCCGUAAAUACACACCUAACGCCCCAUCUGGAAGAAGUACAAGAGGAUAUGGCACAGAUGACCAUAUUGUCACGAAAUUAACGGACAGACCAAUUAGUAGUCGGAUCAGUGAUAGUAACCUUAAUGAGAAAGCUAAUGUGAUAAAACUAAAUCGACUAUUGCGUGAGAAGAAUACUGAAGUUGCUGAGCUUCAGUAUGAAAUCGAACGGCUCAACACGCUGUUAAAAACCACGAAGUCGGAGAUUGAAAUCUACAAAACACGGCCUUAUGAUACCUCGGAAUUUCCAGCAACGGGUGUGUCUACUAACGUAGACAACCAGUUGAGGAAUGAGCACGAAUCGCUAGCGAGAAAAGAGUUGGAGCUAGUCAAGAAAGAGUUAGAUGUGUUGAAAGAAACUAACGAAACAUUGGUCAAACAAUUACUGAAUCAUGAAUUCUCAGGAGGGGCAACCGAUAUAGUUGAACUCCGAAAGGAUGUUGUAGUUUUGGAAGAAAAGUUACGUGAAGCAGAAAAGCGUGAACGUGAAAUUGGUAAAAAAAGACGACAAGAAAGAAGACAGUUCGAUGAGUGGAAACAAAGAUAUCGAAGCCAGAUGAAGAACACGGAAAAUCGUGAAGCCCAGAAUCAUGUUGUGCCUCAAUAUCAACAAGAAAUUGAUGAAAUCACACCUCGAAGUGAUCUCUCUUACACGGAUCACCGUAGAAAGAAGAAGCAGAAGAUGGUCCAAGAUAAGUCGGAUGAUGUUCUUUUACGUUUGUACAACGACGUUGUCGGACUUCUUGAAACGCACAGUGGUGCAGUUACCUCGAAUGAUUUGCUUUCUGACGGAGUUCUGGAUCCCCAAAGUAUUGAAAAAUGGCAGAAAAUGUACAGCGAAUUAUACGACGAGCUUGAAAAAGUUCGUAACAUGCUUCUACUUCAACAUAAUAUCAAUCAAAAGCAGAACGUCGAGAUAUCUGUUCUCAAAGAAGAAUAUGAAAAGUUACAAUUGACCGCUGAGGAGAAAUUGAACGUGAUUACCGAAGAUUUGAAAAAGAAGCAUCAAGAAGUUAUUAUUCUCGAAGAAAAAAUCCGUCAAAUAGCUUAUGCUGGACAGAAACCAAUCACUAUUGGAGGUGUAACAUUGAAUGAUGGAGACUCGUUGCACUCAGAAUUGUCAGUUAGAUUGUUGUCCCUAAGGUUCCAUAAGAGCUAUGUGAACAGUUUGGUUUCAACCGGCAGCUCUCCUUCUGCUAUCUUUCUUUCAUUGGAAUUCUUCGACUUUGAACUACAAACUACGCCUCAUCUACAGUUCAUUGAGAAACAACCUAUGGACCAUACGACUGUGUACAACCUUGUUUGCUCAAAUCUUUUCAUUCAUUAUCUUCAAACUAAUGGCAUUACGAUUGAGAUGUACCGUCCUCAAUCUAACAGCUAUACCCAAAUGGCUGCUGCAGUCAUAAGUUUGAAUACUCUGCUUCAGAAGAAAAAUCAUCAAAAAUAUGAGAGCUCUGUUCACUUUAUGGAUAUCAAAACAGGCCAGAGUAUAGCAGUGAUCACUUAUGAAAUAACUAUUGGUCAGGAUUUGAAGAAAGCAAUAUCAAGUUAUAAGAAAGCGGAAUGUGCUCAACAAUUGUUGCCACUAGAUGUUAUGACUGAAGCAGAAGAUUCAUCUCUUAAUCAGCUUAUUGUCGCUGUGCAUCGCUGCUCAGGCAUUGAACAAGUUUUAAAAACCCCUGUGGAGCUAUGCGUCGUGUAUGAGUUAUUGGGAUUCUCUCCGUUUUUCACUGAAACUGCCAUAUGCUCUGGAAAUAGUGUCGAAUUGAAGUCACAGAAGGCAUGGCCAAUACCUUUGAACCAAGCUAAAUUCAUGAAGGAACAAAGUAUCACAUUUUUCCUUAUAAACAUGGCAGACGACAAAAAGGGUGAUGGAAUUCUUGGUCUUCUCACCUUACCUCUGCUUCCAUUGUUGGGUAACCAGGCCAUUAAAGGCUCUUUCACGAUGGUUGAGCCAACAUUGGAAGAUACCCAGUUGGUACUAGAUUUGUCUAUAUUCUGGAAACAUUGCUUAAUAAGUGACCGGAAUAACAAUAGCAGUAAUGAACACACAGACAGUAAAGAUGCCACAAAUGAUCCGACAUCUCCUAUCUCCGAUCUGAAGAGAGAACGAACUGAAGGUAAUAUAAUAAAAUCAAACGGUAUUGAUGCAUCCCCAUUGUCUUCCGCUUCCUCAAGUCCAUCCCUAGGACAACGGAAACCUUCAGUUCUAGAAAGUCCAGAUGAAGAGUUAUGGGAACGUCCUAGAAUAGUUGAAAUUGUUCGUUCUCCUUCUUCUUCUUCCUCAUCACGAUCCUCUUCAAUUACCACUGUAGAAGAGUUGGAUAGAAUCCCUCCUUCUAACCCCCCACCGAAACCUCGCAGGCGUUCUAGUAAAGAAAGCGAGAAGCCUUCUUCGCCUCCAAAGUUACUCUCAGAAUCUUCUUCUAAUAUAACUUCCUCAGAUGAUAAUAGCGACAAUUCGCAUAAUACUUACACUAAAGAAAAAGUUGAAGGAAAUGUUGCUGACGAAAGCGUGGAAUCUGAUGGCAUGCCUGUGGAAAGUGAGCGAAAGCGAGAGCAAGAUCGGAAUGAAGUUAAAAGUUUGUUAGGUGAUUUGCCACCUAUCGCAAAACCACGCAUCUCAAAAUUACAAUCGGAUUCACGUUCCUCGAGCUUAUUCCAAUCAGCGAUUCAGGAACCUCUGGAGUCAUCGUCGGAAAGCGACGAGAGUUCGCAGAAAGAAAAAAAAUCGAAUAAAUCUGGAAGGAAUGUAGUCUUCACACAUCCCUUACAUCACUCAAUACCUCCGAGCGAGAGUUCUUCAUUGGCUUCACCCACUGGUAAACGAGAAAAACCGAGUGUUUCUUUACCUGACAAUGGUGGCCGAAGUGUCAUCAAGUCAUUACCAAGGCCUAUAGAAUUCAACUUUCCAGUGGACAACACAAUCGUAGGGUCUGCAACAUUGUACAUAGACCGAGUUUAUAACUUCGAGUUUUCACCUUUGAUGCAUCCAAGUUACCAAAAUAGUAAACUAUACAUUGAUUGGACCUUCUUGGAUUUUCCGGCAGAGGAGUGUCGUGUGCCUGAGAGUAGAAUUCUUGAUCAUAGUCAGCAACCUAUUACACUUGUGUUCAAUUAUACGAAAGAAUAUAAACUCACCCGGAAAGACAUCGCUCUUCUGGAACAGUACAUAGAACUGCAAAAUAAGCUUGAGUUCUGCUUGAUGACUGACACCGGAGAAGAUAGUGAGGAACUUGCUGUUGCCUUGUUAGAGCUUGUUAGCAAUCCUACAGAACAAAUCAUUACUUUAUCACUUUUGGACGUAAAUGGUAUCAAGUAUGCGAAUAUUGACCUAGCCCUAUAUUAUUCUGUGGACAGGAACGUACCGUAA